CAUUUGACGAAGCGCGUUUCGGAAAGCUGAGGUCUAUAGGACCUUCCGGCUCACCGUAGCGCUGUCAGCUGAAGGAUGUUGUUAAAGUGUCGCGACUCUCGGCAGUGGAAAUAAAACUCUUCAUCUGCGAUUGUAAUGAGUGUCUGUAAUGACUCGUAGAGCGGGAUCCAUCAUCAUCAUCAGUCAUGGGGAACACAAGUGAUCGAGUGUCACACGGGUCAAAGCCACAGCGUUCAGACAGCGGAGGUGGUCAUAAAGACCUGGAGCCCAGCAAAAUGAUGAUGGACAGCACAGACGACCCCAAUAUCUUCAACACACAUGGACCAGAAUCUAAAGCUCCAGGUGACAAGGAUGCCCCAGAUUUAGACGACAUGGUCAAGACGGGUCCUCAAGCCAGACCCACCGUGAUCCGCUGGGCGGGAGGAGGGAAAGAGGUCUACAUCACGGGCUCCUUUAACAACUGGAGCACCAAGAUCCCACUCAAUAAAAGCCAUAAUGAUUUUGUAGCAGUCUUGGAUCUACUUGAGGGUGAACAUCAGUACAAAUUCUUUGUUGACGGCCAGUGGGUUCAUGACCCCUCUGAGCCUGUGGUUACCAGUCAGAUGGGCACCAUUAAUAAUCUGAUUCAUGUGAAGAAGUCCGACUUUGAGGUGUUUGACGCGCUGCAUGUGGACUCGCUGGAGUGCUCGGAUUCGUCAGAUCUGUCCAGUUCACCGCCUGGUCCAUACACACAGAACAUGUACAUGUUUAAACCUGAGGAACGCUUCAAAGCUCCGCCCAUCCUCCCGCCUCAUCUCCUCCAAGUCAUCCUUAACAAGGACACCAGCAUAUCAUGUGAUCCUGCCCUGCUGCCAGAACCAAACCAUGUCAUGCUGAAUCAUCUGUAUGCGCUCUCGAUAAAGGAUGGUGUGAUGGUUCUCAGUGCCACUCACCGCUAUAAGAAGAAAUACGUCACCUCUCUGCUGUACAAACCCAUUUAAUAAGUGCAGUCAUCGUCCGUCUGAGCUGAGAUUGUUCUACAAACGUGUGAUGCAAACAUUGACUUUAUCAGCUUGACAUUUGUGUGUGUGAGAGUGUGCGUGUGUGUUUUCAUUGCACAGUUGACCUUUUUUGUCUUUAAACACCCAAGUUGUUUUUGUCAUAGUUUCACUAUUUUACGUGUACAAUCUUGAGUUGUACUAUGAGGAAGUGCUUUAUACUGUAAACAGCAAUCUAUAUUUGUUGUCCGACUUAUUUUUAUCUGCAGGGGGAAGAAUACACAUGCUUCUUUACGUUAAAAUUAAACUAGGUUCAGAGUGGACUGUUCUCAUCUGGCUUUCUGUCAGCCCAGUUGCUCUUUGAGGUUACACAAAGUUCAACUACAAGAGUAUGUGUUGGUAUGUUGUCAAAGAACCCAUUUUCAAGAGCAUCAGGUUAUAAUAUUACAGGGCUUUCUAUGCAAGUCUGUUUGAUUUUCACACUUAGAUUGUGCAUAAUAAGCACUUUAACUUGGUUUGUUUCACUGAGACAAAACAGGGAAGAUCAACAGCCUUUCAUUUCGUCAUGUAUUUAUUUAGACACAAAUAUUUCCCAUGUCAUACAACACAUCUAUACUUAAUCUGUUUGAAAUGUUUUGAGUAGUUUAUGUGUAUACAAAUGUUUUGAUGCUGUGAGCUGAAAUAGUGUGGCGUUGUAUUUAUUCACAUGUGUGUGUUUAAGUCCAAAUGAAGGUUGGUUUUCAUAUAAAUAAAAUAGGGAUACAUGCUGA
Molecule: messenger RNA, 1747 nt
Organism: Triplophysa dalaica
Lineage: Eukaryota; Metazoa; Chordata; Actinopteri; Cypriniformes; Nemacheilidae
Gene: prkab2
Product: protein kinase, AMP-activated, beta 2 non-catalytic subunit
Exons: 8
Coding region: 186-980 (264 amino acids)
Biological process (GO): signal transduction
Cellular component (GO): cytoplasm; nucleotide-activated protein kinase complex; nucleus
Molecular function (GO): protein kinase binding
Source: RefSeq, a predicted model, not a curated record